Molecule: messenger RNA, 2103 nt
Organism: Colletes gigas
Lineage: Eukaryota; Metazoa; Arthropoda; Insecta; Hymenoptera; Colletidae
Product: homeobox protein OTX2-like
Exons: 4
Coding region: 345-1439 (364 amino acids)
Biological process (GO): regulation of transcription by RNA polymerase II
Cellular component (GO): nucleus
Molecular function (GO): DNA-binding transcription factor activity, RNA polymerase II-specific; RNA polymerase II cis-regulatory region sequence-specific DNA binding
Source: RefSeq, a predicted model, not a curated record
UUCUAUGUAUCGCGAGUUCGCGAGUGAACGUCGGGCCCAGGAACCAGGAUCCCCGGAAGCUGACGACGGGUGCUAGUCGGAUAUCCGGCCCCCGGGGACCCAGAUUCGGAAAGGUGGAGGAGUACGAAGGUUACGUCUGCACGCGAAACGGCAACGUGUCGAUACCGGAAGUGCCGGGUUCGAGAGUGUCGGAGGGCAGCGCGAAGCUAUCGUUGCAAUCGGGCGAAAACAAUCAUCGGGAAGAGAACAGCUGGUGGGCGGCGGAGGAGGGCGGAGGUCAGGAGAUAAGAGAGCGUGAUAAGGGCGCAGCGGUGGCGGGUGAGCUGGCUUGCCUCGCGGGUUACAUGGCGGGGUACUUGAAGGCGGCGGGCGCCACUUGCGCCCCGACCGGAAGUCCUCAGUACCACCCCCACAGUCAUCCAGCGAUGGGGGUUGGUACUCAUCCGCACCCACACUCUCAUCCGCACCCGGGUGCACCUCAUCCUGGACUGCCUUCGCCGUUCGCCCUCGCCACCCACGGUCAUCCGCAUCCUCAUCCCCUGGACCAUGGACUCGCGGCCUUCCCCCAAGGAAUGAAUCAGCGCAAACAGCGCAGAGAGAGGACAACCUUCACCAGGGCGCAAUUGGACGUGCUGGAGGGACUCUUUACCAAGACGAGGUACCCCGAUAUCUUCAUGAGGGAGGAGGUGGCGCUUAAGAUCAACCUGCCGGAGUCCAGAGUUCAGGUGUGGUUCAAGAACCGUCGCGCGAAAUGCAGGCAGCAGCUCCAGCAGCAACAGCAACAGCAACAGCAACAGCAGCAAACCUCCCCGUCGAAGGGGUCGCCCAGAUCGAAUCAGACUCAGAGCAACAGCAACAACGGCAACAAGAUGUCGACGAGCUCUACGGCGACGCCCAGCAGACGUUCUUCCCCGGUUUCCCCGCCUCGCGGCAAGGAGGCACCAGGUCCCAACUCGCCGUUGCUCUCGACGACGUCCACUUACCCGCGUCUCGGCGUAACGCCGACCGGAGGAAGCGGCGCGAACAGCGCCCUCACGACCCCGUCGCCCCCUUUGACACCCGGUUCCAGCCAGCUACCACCGUCGUCUUAUCCACCUCCCAUGAACCAGAUUCAUCACGGCGAGUAUGGUUUCACUUGGAGUUCAGCGUCGCCCGGCUCGGUGAACCCGAGCCAAUGUUACGCCGGGCAGACCUACAACGCUUACCAGAACCCGUACACCAGCGGCGAUUACUAUCAGACCCAGAUCUCCCACAUGCACCACAGCCCCCAAGGAAACUACCAUCAUCCCCAGUACCACCACAACAUGACUCUGACGUCGUCCAUGUCCCACUUGACCAGCCACCACUUGAACCCGACCGGCACGAACGACAUGGCCGCCUCGCCAGCCGACUCUGAGGGCUACAUCCUGCCCGACCAGAAGUACCAGACGAUGGUAUAGCGGUCCGGUAGGUCCUCCGGGAUAUACCAUCGCGGACAGGAGGCUUCCUCAGCAGCUGGCUCCUCCGCCGCCUACCACUGGCGCCUAAACUCCGCGGCGAGCUGUCUCGAGAUCAACGGGAACAUAGAUUCGGACGACAACUAAGAGGAUCUUGGGAACUCACGCGUCCUCCAUAUUGGUCCACCUUCGCGUUGGUCGCGGGCGCGAAGUAAGGACGAGGGAAAUCAACGACACGUGGAUUCGCGGUUCUGGUGGUCAAUGCAAACGUCGAUAAAGAUCGAAGUGGAUCCUUUUAUCAUCGUUUGCAGCGUGUCCGCCGGAAGUCGAGUCGGGAACGCGUGCGGAUAAUGGCGGACGUGGGAAUUGGUACGGUUUGCCUAUCAUUCGCGUCGCGUUCGUGGAAUCGGAAAUAUUUGGAUCGUUCACUGAGAAAUGAUUUGGUUCGAGUAUUUUUGGUGUCGUUGACGAUCAGGGAGGAAUAUCGUGUGGUUGUCGGGAUGAGUUCGUCGCUUUAACGAAAGACAAUCGACGGAGCAAGAUCGACGUUCCUUCUCCUCCAUUCCCGCGAGUUUUUUACGUUUACGAAUCCGACGAUCGACAUUUAUAUUUUGCGAGCAACCGACGAGCAAAGACGAUUUGUACAUUUCUCCGACGCGUCACGAGA